Molecule: messenger RNA, 931 nt
Organism: Meira miltonrushii
Lineage: Eukaryota; Fungi; Basidiomycota; Exobasidiomycetes; Exobasidiales; Brachybasidiaceae
Exons: 2
Coding region: 176-931 (251 amino acids)
Cellular component (GO): plasma membrane
Molecular function (GO): acetate transmembrane transporter activity
Source: RefSeq, a predicted model, not a curated record
CAUGGAGUGACAGAACACAGCGGAAAAACUGUCAAAAUUUCGACCAGGUGGGACGGAAAUAUCGGAAAAUGACGUUGGUAUGAUAUUCAGAUCGAAAUAGAUACAAAUGAGAAAACAAUAAUCCCCCUUUUUAAUCAUCAACAAUCCAUCCCAACUCUCAAAACUCCUCACAAAGAUGGCUACCGCCGCAGACGAAAAGCCAAAAUCAGAAGGCUUCCAAGGAGGUCAAGAUAUUUCACAACAAUUUACCGGAGGUGGUCAUGUAGCAACGUUCAGUGAACAACCUGCUUUUCCUGAUUUUCACAGAAAAUUUGCAGAUCCUUCAGCUUUUGCUUGGCUUGCUUUGGGUGUUACAUUUUCACUUUAUGGUGUGAACUUGCUUGGUGCAAGAGGUCUUGAUAUUCCAGAAUCUUCCGUUGCUGGAGCUUUGUGCUUAGGAAGCAUCACACUUACGAUUGCCGUUAUAUUAGAAUUUAUCUCGGGACGAACAUUCCCCGCAACUCUGUUCGGUGUUUACGCGGGAUUCUUUAUGGGUUACUCAAUCAUGGCUGUCGGAUGGUUCGGUCUGACUGGCACAUAUGACGGUCAAAUGCCCAAUCCAUACAGCGCAAUGUUGAGCGAUCAACUUGCUUCUGCUCAAGGUCUUUGGAUUAGUACGUUUGUGAUUAUCAAUUUUUUGUUAUUGAUCGUUGCAACACGUCAAUCGGCCUUUCUGUUGGCAUUCUUGACUAGUGUUGAAGUUUUUUUCAUUUUACUCAUGGUUGAUUAUUUCAGAGACCCUUUAGAUCGUUCUUCACCUCUUUCUCAAGCAACAGGCGCUUUCGGUAUUAUUACCGGUAUCAUUGCUUGGUAUUUGGGUCUUACAAGCAUGUUAACAAAAGAUAGCUCUUAUUUCACUUUACCAACCGUCCCUCUCGUCAAGGAAGACUAG